This is a messenger RNA of Adineta steineri, 549 nucleotides long. The record is from the annotation of a GenBank genome assembly. Lineage: Eukaryota; Metazoa; Rotifera; Eurotatoria; Adinetida; Adinetidae.
AUGUAUACGCUGGAUCCGUCUAAAGUAGAAUCUACAGCAGCAUCUGCACCAACACCUAUGGCUGCACCUGUCUAUACAAAUUCUACUAUUCAAUAUCCGAAAUUAGAAUCUACAGCUGUACAGACACCAAUGGUAGCACCUAUGUAUGUACCUUCUUCAUAUCAAUAUCCUGGAUCACAACUAACCAAUGCAGGUACACCAGCGCCAAUGGUAGCACCUGUCUACAUGCCUUCUCCAUAUCAACAUCAGCCAUAUCAAAAUCCGGUAACAUCCACCGUACAACAGGAUAUGAGCAAGAUUCGUGAUUGGUUACCAUGGUCUAUUAUUAGUUUAGUUCUCGGAGGAAUAAUACCGGGUUUUAUUCCUCUAGUAUUUUCUUUAAUAUGCCGAAGUAAAAAGAAAAAAAAUGAUGCCGCAGGUGCUAAAACAAUGAGUACAUUAGCUUUGGUAUUCAACAUCAUAAUGACAAUUAUCGGAUUAAUUAGUAUCAUCGGUCUUAUUGGAUACUUAAUUUAUUAUAGACGAAUGAUGGAGGGCUUGGAAUAUUAA